GAUAGUCGGGUAGGUUCUCAAUCAAGCCUCUCAUUAGUUAGUUGGUCUGUCAAUCCAUUUCAUUCCUCCAGUCUUCCGCCCCGCCCUCUUAAGCUCGCCCCUGAUAGGCUAGCUCGUCCAUCACUUCAAAAAGGUCCGCAAUCCUUCCGCCUUUCCCCAGGACACCGAGGGCGAGGAGGGUGGAUACCAAGCGGCGCCCACCCUCAGAGCACUACUUCCACCUCUGAUUGGCUCCGCUGGGUGCCCGUCGCUACUCCAUUCGCCGCUGAUAGGCCAUUCAACCGCCGCUCUGCGCGGAGCCGGCUCCGCCCCCGUCGGGUGUUUGUGGUGGGGCUGCGGAGUUGCCGAUCCCGCCGGAAGCGCCAGGACAAUGGGGACCCGGGACGACGAGUACGACUACCUAUUCAAAGUGGUGCUCAUCGGGGACUCGGGCGUGGGCAAGAGCAACCUGCUGUCGCGCUUCACCCGCAACGAGUUCAACCUGGAGAGCAAGAGCACCAUCGGCGUGGAGUUUGCCACCCGCAGCAUCCAGGUGGACGGCAAGACCAUCAAGGCGCAGAUCUGGGACACCGCUGGCCAGGAGCGCUACCGCGCCAUCACCUCCGCGUACUACCGUGGCGCAGUGGGCGCCCUGCUGGUGUACGACAUCGCCAAGCACCUGACCUACGAGAACGUGGAGCGCUGGCUGAAGGAGCUGCGGGACCACGCAGACAGCAACAUCGUCAUCAUGCUGGUGGGCAACAAGAGUGACCUGCGCCACCUGCGGGCCGUGCCCACUGACGAGGCCCGCGCCUUCGCAGAAAAGAACAACUUGUCCUUCAUCGAGACCUCAGCCUUGGAUUCCACUAACGUAGAGGAAGCAUUCAAGAAUAUCCUCACAGAGAUCUACCGCAUCGUGUCACAGAAACAGAUCGCAGACCGCGCUGCCCACGACGAGUCCCCGGGGAACAACGUGGUAGACAUCAGCGUGCCGCCCACCACGGACGGACAGAAGCCCAACAAGCUGCAGUGCUGCCAGAACCUGUGACCCCCACGCCUCCGCCCAGCGUGCGUGCACGUCCUCCGCCCGCCCCCGCCACGGUGUCCUCCGGCCCCUCCCUGCUGUCCCUCUGUGGCCGGCUCGCUCCAGCCCUCCCAGUGAGCUCUGCACGGCCGGGCCGGGGCCCACGAAGGACAGGAGCCAGUGCUACCCCCGUCCUGCCCGGGGAAAAGCUAGAAGCCCCGGUUUGCUGCACCCAUGAAACUCGGGUCCCCACGGGCGUCUUGGGGUGGGGAGGGCGGCAGGAUGGACGGGACUGGCCAGAGGCGAGGAGGACGGGGGGACGGCGCCGCCUUCUCCCCUUUUCCUCGGCCGACUCUAGGGAGCGAUUGCCUGCCUCCCUCUGUGACCGGGUGGCCUAGCCAGCCCGUCGUCCCCACCCAGAACCCUGCUCUGGGCCAAAGCCCGAAGAACCAGGCAGCGGGGGCCGGGGCAGGCGGACCCCCCGGGCUCUCAGCGCCCACCCGCUCCUCCACGCACAGCAGCUCGCACAGGCCUCCCACCUCUGCCUGUUGAUUGAUGCAGGGAGAAGCCCGUCCCCCCCCUCCCCUCUCCCCUCUCCCCUCUCCCCUCUCCCUUCUCCCUUCUCCCCUCUCCCCUCUCCCCUCCCCUCUCCUGCACGCAACGCGCCCUCUCGGCCCUCCCUGCCCCCCUCCUCUGUCUCGUCUCCCCAUCUGGUCUGGAACCUGUUUGCAAGUGAAGCAAUAUCUCCGUGUUUUGUAUAUACAACCGCUCUUGUAGCCUUUGGUUUUUGUUAAUGUAGAGAAACACAGAUUCUUUAUACACUUUGUAAGAUUUACGCCAAACCCCAGCUCUCGAUCUCUUCUUCUCCCUGUGGCCCCUGCAGUGUUGCCCCGUCCCCAUCACCCCUCCCAUUACUGAAAUGUAUAAUCUGACUUCCUGUACAGAAA
Pongo pygmaeus (Bornean orangutan) is the source of this 1950-nucleotide messenger RNA. RefSeq names its product RAB11B, member RAS oncogene family (gene RAB11B). Bases 371 to 1027 code for a protein of 218 amino acids. The record is from RefSeq and is a predicted model, not a curated record. NCBI's taxonomy places the organism in Eukaryota, Metazoa, Chordata, Mammalia, Primates, Hominidae. The transcript is spliced from 5 exons. Gene Ontology annotation, molecular function: GTPase activity; GTP binding.